AUGGACAAACGAAGAACUCGAAAACAACGAAAUACAAUGAGUUUAACUCAAAAAGAAUUAAACAUGCUCAGAAAAACUUCACAUUUAAGUGAUAAAGAAAUAAGAUUAUGGAAUGAAGAAUUUCUUCGUAAAUAUCCAACGGGUAAAAUCGAUAGAAGUAAAUUUCUUGAAACUUAUAAACAUCUUUAUCCAAAAAGUGAUGCACUUUUAACAUGCAAUACCGUAUUUAAUAUAAUAGAUGUAAAUCAUGAUGACGCAAUUGAUUUUAAUGAAUUUCUUUUUCUUGCUGCUGUUACUGCUCGUGCAAGUAAUUUAGAUGAACGACUUGAAAUGGUUUUCGAUUUAUGGGAUGUUUCCAAUGAUGGACUUCUUGAUCAAAAUGAAUUAGGUCAUCUCAUAUCGGCUAUGUAUGAUCGUGCUCGAGUAACGGAUCGUCAAGGUGAAAAGGAUCCACAUAGACGGGCCAAAGAAAUAAUCACUAAACUCGAUAUAACUGGUGAUAAGAAAUUAAGCAAAGAUGAAUUUAUCAAAGGAUGUAAAAAUGAUGAAGUUGUUAGAAAACUUCUCCUUCCUGAUACUUAA
Molecule: messenger RNA, 582 nt
Organism: Rotaria sordida
Lineage: Eukaryota; Metazoa; Rotifera; Eurotatoria; Philodinida; Philodinidae
Source: the annotation of a GenBank genome assembly